AUGGUUCGUGUCUCCCAGAUUCCAUCCCCUCUUGAGGAGUACUUUUUGCCUACCUUCCAAGGUCAUUUUGCAAGGUCUAGGACGCACAGCAAGCCCAACGGCACCCUUCUCAAGUCUGCGACACAAAUUUCAAUUGAAUGGCUCAUGCAUUAUCGUCUGCAGGAGGUGUGGAGCAGCUAUGCAAAGGUCUUGGCCCCGCGGCGAGCGAACCACACGGCUCUGAGCAAACCAACGUCGUUGCCCACCAGAAUUUCCUUCGAGUGGGGUCACAUCACCCAACGCGCGGUGCGAAGCACCGCAAUCAUCAUCCAUGCACCCCACUGUUCCACGCUAUGCGCGUGUCGAGUUCCAAUCACGUUGCUUGUGGCAUAUCGCAUGCAAGAGGUGCAGAGCACCUCGAGCACAACUAUGGGAAGCAAAUCCACAACCUUUUUUUCUGAGGUCUUGGCCCCGCGGCGAGCGAACCACACGGCUCUGAGCAAACCGACGUCAUUUCCCACCAGAACUCCCUUCGAGUGGGGUAACACCACCCCAAGGGCGGUGCGAAGCACCGCCAACGUCAUCCAUGCACCCCUCUGUUCCGCCUGUCGAGUUCCAAUCAUGUUGCUUGGUUUACUGCAUGCAAGAGGUGCGGAGCACGUCGAACACAACUAUGGAAAGAUCAGCUGCUCGACGUUAACUAUAUGUAUCGACUUCCGCAAAAUUGGGGUUAGAGGUCAGACAUGUUGCGAUCUAGCUAUCAUGUCCUCCCUCUUCAAAAUCUCCCGUAGGCGUCAACACGAUAUAUCGACGUCCGCCAAACGCCCUCUGGAUGUCUGCAUAGGCAUCGUGCCUGCACAACACUGUCUGGACCCUUGUCGAUGCUUUCCCGUUGCCCACAGCGCCGCAGGCGCACGCCUCAACUCCCUGGCAUCUCCCAUACACGUCGACACGACCUUACGGACAUCUGCAAAAGGGUUAACAGUUGCCCGUGUUGCGAUCUACCCAACGCCACAGGCGCACGCCUCCCCUCCCUCGACAUCUCCGAUAUACGUCGACACGAUGUAUGGACGUCCGCAAAACACUCUCAAGACAUGGAGCAACUGUCCUCUCUUGUUCCACGUCAUGUCCACGUUGGCGACGUCGCAUGAUGUUGACUAUUCGCAUCGACGCCCGCAAAAUUGGGGUACAAUGACUAUAGAAAGUCAUACGUCGACUUACCCGCACCUUGUCCUUGCUUUCCCUUAG
Messenger RNA from Laccaria bicolor S238N-H82, 1227 nucleotides. RefSeq lists its product as uncharacterized. The transcript has 8 exons. The coding region runs from base 1 to 1227 and encodes 408 amino acids. The record is from RefSeq and is a predicted model, not a curated record. NCBI's taxonomy places the organism in Eukaryota, Fungi, Basidiomycota, Agaricomycetes, Agaricales, Hydnangiaceae.